Molecule: messenger RNA, 1804 nt
Organism: Xyrauchen texanus (razorback sucker)
Lineage: Eukaryota; Metazoa; Chordata; Actinopteri; Cypriniformes; Catostomidae
Product: granzyme G-like
Exons: 5
Coding region: 93-857 (254 amino acids)
Biological process (GO): proteolysis
Molecular function (GO): serine-type endopeptidase activity
Source: RefSeq, a predicted model, not a curated record
UUAUCUUCCUGGUAUGGGCCCCUUGAAUCACUGUAUAAGAGCAGAAGACGGCUUCUCAUAAGUUUACAGAGCGUGACUGAGCUAAUUCUGCAAUGGGCAUCCUUUGGCUUAUAGCUACUCUGCUACUGGUGCAUUCCUGCUCUCCAGGUGUCUGCAUGCAUCAUGGUAUUGUUGGUGGGAAAGUCUCCAUUCCACAUAGCAGGGCCUAUAUGGUCUACAUUCGUGACUCAGAAACAAAAACAGCAUGUGGUGGUAUUUUGGUAAGAGAGGACUUUGUGAUGACAGCUGCCCACUGCAAUAGAAAUCAUCUCAUGGUGUAUUUGGGGGUCAACGACACAGACAGUUUACCUCAGGGUAUAGCCGUGCAUCCCAUUCCCCAUCCAAAAUUUGAAAACAAGCCAGGCCAUGAUAUCAUGCUUCUAAAGCUCAAAACCCCAGCAACUUUGAACAAGACUGUGAAAACCAUCACCCUGCCUGAAACUGAGAAUGAGGAAAUCUCAAAGAACUGCUUGGUCAUGGGUUGGGGCUGGCAGUAUUACAAUAAGGAGUCUCCAUCAAGGGUCCUCAAAGAAGCCAAUGAGACUCUCAUUGACUCCAAAAACUGUGGCUCAGCUGACAUCAUCUGCACUGAAGCAUCAAAUGGGCCAGCUUUGGGAGACUCUGGAGGCCCACUUGUUUGUGGGAAUGUUGCCCAGGGAAUUGUAUCUUAUUACAUAAAUGAGUCAAGUACCAUCUACCGCUCAAUGUACACUCAUAUUGCACAUUACCUUCCAUGGAUUCAUCGUACCAUGGAGAAACCUACUCAGCGGCCACAUGAAACAUGGAAAGGGAAGCUGGAUAAACUCUGCAAAAACUGAGCUUCUGCAGUAUCAAAAUAAUGUGCAUCACUAUUCUAUUAAAAGUCUAUUAAAACACAUUACACGUUAUCCAUGUCUUCAUUCUACAAGAUAUAAUUGUAAAUUUCCUAUGCUGUGUUGGUCUCCAUAUCCGCAAAACAGCCUGUUGGUUUACAAAUCUCUAAUCUCAGUGCUGUUAGAUCAGUAAAACUAAUCUAAAUGCAGUGGGGUGCAAUUUCUAAAACUAUCUUCCUGAUUUGGGUCCAUUGAAUCACUGUAUAAAAGCCAAAGAUGACGUUUCAGUUGUUCACAGAGCGUGACUGAGCUGUAUCUGCAAUGGGCAUCCUUUGUCUUAUAGCUACUCCGCUAUGGCUGCAUUCCUGCUCUCCAGGUAAAAAGCUCAUCUUCCUGUAUGUAUGAGACUACAGUAACUGCAUUAGACAUUUUUUUCAGAAUACAUAGAAGCAAAGAAAAAACAUUUAUUUGUUUUCCUCCAUGCAUUCUUUUAAGUUUAUAUUUGCAUACAUUACACAUAUACUGUACAAGAAAAAGAUUUGUAAAUGCAACGAAUGUAAGCUACUUGUCUUACAAAAUGGUCUUUCCUAGGUGUCUGUGUACAUCAUGGUAUUGUUUGUGGAACUAUCUCCAUUCCACACAGCUGACCAUACACGGUCUGCAUUAAGGACUUGAAGACAAAACAAUAAAACAUGUGGUGGUUUUUUGGUAAGAGAGCGUUUUGUGAUGACAUCUGACAGCUGUGAUGAGUAACUGAAAUUAAAUGCACAUCUGUUCUGCAACUCUCAUACAUUGUCCUUUGUGUAAUUAUUAAACAUGUAUAUAUUUGUUAGCUCUGUAGUCAUCUCAUGGUGUAUUUGGGGGUCAAUGACAAACAGUUUACAUCAUGCUUCUAAAGGUAACAUAAUACUACUUUUCAUUAGAUAGUCAUUAAAUUGCAUUUUUUUUUUUUU